This is a messenger RNA of Nematolebias whitei (Rio pearlfish), 4895 nucleotides long. It is a transcript of the gene col1a1b, whose product is annotated as collagen, type I, alpha 1b. The transcript has 51 exons. The record is from RefSeq and is a predicted model, not a curated record. Lineage: Eukaryota; Metazoa; Chordata; Actinopteri; Cyprinodontiformes; Rivulidae. Gene Ontology annotation, molecular function: protein binding; extracellular matrix structural constituent. The coding region runs from base 131 to 4495 and encodes 1454 amino acids.
GUAGGGAGUUUCUGCUAGGGUCUGGAUUGGAGUUACGCAUAGACCGGACCCUGCCCUGUAUGAGUGCCGUCUGAGGAGGAAAAAGAGGAUUCCCUUUGCCACAAAGAAUCUACAUGUCUAAUAUUUAGACAUGUUCAGCUUUGUGGAUAUUCGGUUAGCGCUGCUGCUCAGCGCAGCGGUGCUCCUGGUGAGGGCUCAAGGCGAGGAUGAUAGCCCAUUUUCCAGCUGCACAUUAGACGGCCAGUUGUACAACGACAAGGAUGUAUGGAAACCAGAACCCUGCCAGAUCUGCAUUUGCGACAAAGGGAGCAUCAUGUGCGACGAGGUGAUCUGCGAGGACUCGACUGACUGUGAAGAUCCUUACAUCCCAGAGGGAGAGUGCUGCCCCGUCUGCGGCGACGCCGACGUGCCUCAGUACACAGACCAGGAGACCGAGACCGAGUCCGAGAUACCAAAAGGACCCACUGGCCCCAGAGGAGAUCCGGGUGCUCCUGGUCUUCCCGGCAAUGAUGGAAUCCCUGGACAGCCUGGCUUCCCCGGCCCACCCGGCCCCCCUGGACCCCCUGGCCUUGGCGGAAACUUCUCUCCUCAAAUGAGCUACACCGACCACUCAAAAUCCAGCGGUAUCUCUGUCCCUGGCCCCAUGGGUCCUAUGGGUGCUCGUGGUCCUCCUGGACCUUCUGGCUACUCUGGACCUCAGGGUAUUCCUGGACCAGCUGGAGAGCCUGGAGAGCCUGGAGCUUCUGGUCCUAUGGGUCCUCGUGGUCUUGUUGGUCCUCCUGGCAAGAACGGAGAUGAUGGUGAGCCCGGCAAAGCUGGACGCCCCGGUGAGCGCGGAGCUGCAGGUCCUCAGGGAGCUCGUGGGUUCCCUGGAACUCCAGGACUCCCCGGCAUCAAGGGACACAGAGGUUUCAAUGGUCUGGAUGGAGCCAAGGGAGACGCCGGCCCUGCUGGUCCCAAGGGAGAGAAUGGCGGCAACGGUGAGAACGGCACCCCCGGAGCCAUGGGAGCUCGUGGUCUUCCUGGCGAGAGAGGCCGCCCUGGACCUUCUGGACCUUCUGGCGCUCGUGGUAACGAUGGCAACACUGGUCCUGCUGGUCCUCCUGGACCUACCGGAUCUGCUGGUCCCCCUGGAUUCCCCGGUGGUGCUGGUGCUAAGGGUGAGACCGGUCCUGCAGGAGGCCGUGGGUCAGAGGGACCCCAGGGAGCCCGUGGUGAGCCUGGUAACCCUGGACCUUCUGGACCUGCUGGACCUGCUGGUACUCCUGGAUCUGAUGGUCAGGCUGGCGCUAAGGGCUCUCCUGGUGCUGCUGGUAUUGCUGGUGCUCCUGGUUUCCCUGGUGCUCGUGGUCCUGCUGGAGCUCAGGGAGCUGUUGGCGCUCCUGGUCCCAAGGGUAACAACGGUGAUCCUGGACCCUCUGGUUCUAAGGGCGAGUCUGGUGUCAAGGGUGAACCUGGCCCCGCUGGAAUUCAAGGACUUCCUGGCCCCUCUGGAGAGGAAGGAAAGAGAGGACCCCGUGGAGAGCCCGGUGGUGCUGGACCCCGUGGACCUCCUGGAGAGCGUGGUGGUCCUGGCGCUCGUGGUUUCCCUGGUGCUGAUGGAGCUGCUGGUGGAAAGGGCGGCCCUGGCGAGCGUGGUGCCACCGGACCAAUGGGAGCUCAAGGAGCCACCGGUGAGUCUGGAAGCCCUGGUGGUCCUGGUGCUCCUGGAUCCAAGGGUAUGACUGGUAGCCCUGGAAGCCCUGGCCCUGACGGCAAAGUUGGACCUGCUGGUGCUCCUGGACAAGAUGGCCGCCCUGGACCUCCUGGCCCCUCCGGAUCCAGAGGACAGCCUGGUGUCAUGGGAUUCCCAGGACCCAAGGGAGCCGCUGGUGAGGGUGGUAAGCCUGGCGAGAGAGGACCUGCUGGUGCUUCUGGCUCUGUUGGUGCUCCUGGCAAAGACGGUGACGUUGGUGCUCCUGGACCUUCUGGUCCCGCUGGACCUGCUGGAGAGAAGGGAGAACAGGGACCUGCUGGUGCUCCUGGAUUCCAGGGACUUCCUGGACCCCAAGGAGCUACUGGUGAGACUGGCAAGCCUGGUGAGCAGGGUGUUCCUGGUGAGGCUGGACCUCCUGGCUCAGCUGGACCCAGAGGUGACAGAGGCUUCCCCGGUGAGCGUGGUGGAAACGGCGCCGCCGGUCCAACUGGACCUCGUGGUUCUCCUGGACCUUCUGGUAACGAUGGACCCAAGGGAGAGCCUGGUGCCGCUGGUGCCCCCGGUGGUGUGGGACCCCCUGGUAUGCAGGGAAUGCCCGGUGAGAGGGGAGCUGGUGGUUUGCCUGGCACCAAGGGAGAAAGAGGAGACGCAGGUACGAAGGGAGCUGAUGGCGUCGCUGGAAAAGAUGGCGCUCGUGGUUUGACUGGUGCUAUUGGUGUCCCUGGACCUACUGGUGCUCAGGGUGAGAAGGGUGAGUCUGGUCCUGCUGGAGUUGUUGGACCCUCUGGAUCUCGUGGUGCCCCUGGCGAGCGUGGAGAGACCGGACCUGCUGGACCCGCUGGAUUUGCUGGACCUCCUGGUGCUGAUGGUCAGCCUGGUUCCAAGGGAGAGAGUGGUGACUCUGGACCCAAGGGAGAUGCUGGUGCUCCUGGACCUUCUGGACCUGUUGGAGCUGCUGGUCCUCAGGGACCUGCUGGCCCAUCUGGACCUAAAGGUGCUCGUGGUGGUGUUGGAUCCCCUGGUGCUACUGGUUUCCCCGGACCUGCCGGCAGAGUUGGACCCCCUGGCCCCUCCGGAACUGCUGGACCCCCUGGACCCGUUGGACCUGUUGGAAAGGAUGGAGCAAGAGGAGCCCGUGGUGAGACUGGCCCUGCUGGUCGCCCUGGUGAGGCCGGUGCUGGUGGACCCCCAGGACCCUCUGGAGAGAGGGGCUCUGCUGGUUCUGAUGGAGCUGCUGGUGCCCCUGGUCUCCCUGGACCCCAAGGUAUUGCUGGACAGCGUGGUAUUGUAGGUCUCCCUGGACAACGUGGAGAGCGUGGUUUCUCUGGUCUUCCCGGACCAGCUGGUGAGCCUGGAAAGCAGGGACCUUCUGGCCUUGUUGGUGAGCGUGGACCCCCUGGACCUGCUGGACCCCCCGGUCUGAGUGGUGCUCCCGGAGAGGCUGGCCGUGAGGGAUCUCAAGGACAUGAUGGUGCCCCUGGUCGCGAUGGAUCUCCUGGCCCUAAGGGAGACCGUGGUGAGAGUGGUGCGUCUGGACCCCCUGGAGCUCCUGGUGCUCCUGGAGCCCCUGGAGCUGUUGGCCCCUCUGGCAAGACUGGCGACCGCGGAGAGAGUGGUCCUGCUGGUUCUUCCGGUCCUGCUGGCAUCGCCGGACCCCGUGGUCCUGCUGGCCCUGCUGGAGCUAGGGGAGACAGAGGAGAGGCCGGUGAGGCCGGAGAGAGAGGUCACAAGGGACACAGAGGACUCAGUGGCCAGCCUGGCAUGCCUGGACCUCCUGGACCUUCUGGAGAGAGAGGACCCGCUGGUGCUUCAGGACCUGCUGGACCCAGAGGACCUUCUGGAAACAGCGGUGCCGUUGGUAAGGAUGGAGUGAAUGGUCUGCCCGGACCAAUUGGACCCCCUGGACCUCGUGGUCGCAAUGGAGAGAUGGGACCUGCUGGUCCUGCUGGAUCUCCUGGACUCCCCGGACCUCCUGGACCUCCCGGCAGUGGAUUUGAGUUAAUCAGCCAGCCCUUGCAGGAGAAGGGUCCCGAUCCCCUCCGUGGUGGCUACCGCGCUGAUGACCCCAACAUGAUGCGCGAUCGUGACAUGGAGGUAGACACCACUCUGAAGACCCUGACCCAGAAGGUUGAGAAUAUUCGCAGCCCAGACGGUUCCCAGAAGAGCCCUGCUCGCAUGUGCCGUGACCUGAGGAUGUGCCACCCUGAGUGGAAGAGUGGCAUGUACUGGGUUGACCCCAACCAGGGCUCUUCUCUGGACGCCAUCAAGGUCCACUGCAACAUGGAGACUGGUGAGACUUGUGUCUACCCAUCUGAAACCAUCAUCCCCAUGAAGAACUGGUACCUCAGCAAGAACAUCAGAGAGAAGAAGCACGUCUGGUUCAGCGAGUCCAUGACUGGUGGAUCCCAGUUCCAGUAUGGCAGCAAUGAGGCUGAUCCCGAGGACGUCAACAUCCAGAUUUCCUUCAUGCGCCUGAUGUCCAACCAGGCUUCACAGAACAUCACAUAUCACUGCAAGAACAGCAUUGCCUACAUGGAUUCUACCACCGGCAACCUGAAGAAGGCCCUGCUCCUUCAGGGCUCCAACGAUAUCGAGAUCAGAGCCGAGGGCAACAGCCGCUUCACAUACAGCGUCAGCGAGGAUGGCUGCACGUCACACACUGGCUCAUGGGGCAAGACAGUCAUCGAUUAUAAGACAACGAAAACAACCAGACUGCCCAUCAUUGACAUUGCUCCUAUGGAUGUUGGUGCACCUGAUCAGGAAUUUGGCGUCGAAGUUGGCCCAGUUUGCUUCUUGUAAAAAUGAAAGAAACAUGGACAUGACAUUGUUGUUUUUUUUCUAGCAGUCGUCUCUAAACCCUUUUUUCCUCCUCCUUUGCAAUCAAAACUCAUUUGGCUGCCAUUGGUCCACAUGCUUAAAACCACUCUGCUGAAGACGGUGUUUGUGUUUUUCCAGUCAUGCUAAGUUUUUUUGGGGACUGCUACUUUAACUGAACCACAUGGACACUUUAAAAAAGAAAGAAUAUUUUGUUUCCACUGGCAACUAGAAAAUAAUGUAAACUGGUUUAAAAUUUCCCCAUGGACAUUGUGAAAGAGAAAUAUCAGGUGACUUUUGCCAUUUUCAACCACUGCAGAAGGACAUUGAAAACAACGAAUGAUAUGUACCAUUUUUCUGGUGUUAAAUAAAUUGUAAAAAGUGA